UAUGUCCAGUAAUAAAUUCGGAUCAGUUUUCGUCUGGUUUGUCCCGUUGUCUCACCACUCUACCUCCAGUCAUGCACCGUUGACUGUCAAAGGUUAACCAUUGUAUAACCAGUAGGAAAGGCAUGUACUGAUCUUCAACUUACUUGCAUUCAUCCUUAUACGCGUGGGGUUUAUUGGUUGUGGCUUUGCAGUUUGCUUACCAACGCCUCUGCACUUGUUAUCGUUUCAGCGGCAAAACAACGCUGAGCGGUUUCUCGUGUCUCCCGACUUGAAAUACGUCCUGCUUAUAGGACGACAAACAAAGCUCUCCGAGUACACCAGCGAGGCUCAAUGCUGGCUGUGGCAUGUGGACACAGGACACACCACACCGCUGAAGCCGGAGUCGUGGGGAGUCGACCGGUCGCACCCGCCGCUCCAGCACGUGGCUUGGGUGCCUCGGAGCGGUGACCCGGCACGCGCGGGCAACGCCCUGCUCAUGGUGCACCGUGGCAACGUGUACUACAAGGAGCGGGCGAUCAGCGCGGACUCGUACUCCGUAACCAGCGACGGGGUACCAAGCCUCGUAUACCACGGCGUACCCGACCUCCUGUACGCAGACUACAUCCUGCGCUCGGACCACACUGUGUGGCCGUCUCCCAGCGGUUCGCUCCUGCUGUACUUCACGAUCAACUGUACCGCGGUGAUGGACCUGCAGUACACCGAGUACGGCACCGGUGCCGACCCGUCGUACCCGCGCGUGCACUCGGUCAAGUACCCCAGGGCGGGCGCCACUAACCCCAGCCUGACCGUGACGGUCGUGAACGUGUCGGAGCCGCAGGAGCUGGUCUAUCACGCCGUGCAGCCGCCGACGCCGCUGGCCGACCGGGAGCUGUACGCGGCUGGCGUGCGCUGGCUGGACGACAGUCAGGUGUCGGUCACGUGGUACGGCCGCCGGCAGAACUUCAGCUCCGUCUCCGUGUGCACGGCGCCCUCCUGGCGGUGUCAGACGGUGUACCGGUCGGAGUCGGCCCACGGCUGGGUGGAGGUCACAGACGGGCCCAUAUUCUCCGCCGACAAGAAGUCCGCCCUGCUGCUGGACCGGGUGCGGACGGGCCGAACGGCUCUUCACACAGAUCUGAUGGUGGACGCGCUGAGGAAGGUGGUGACGCAGCUGACCUCGACGCUGGACUUUGUCACGCCGCUCCGGGUGAUCGCUGUCGGGCACGGGUACGGCGCGUACCUUGUGCUCACGCUGCUGGCGAAGAACGGAGAAGCUGCUGAGGUGUGCGGUGUACCCGGACGAGGGGCCAUCAGCUGA
Molecule: messenger RNA, 1297 nt
Organism: Pollicipes pollicipes
Lineage: Eukaryota; Metazoa; Arthropoda; Thecostraca; Pollicipedomorpha; Pollicipedidae
Product: prolyl endopeptidase FAP
Exons: 9
Coding region: 476-1297 (273 amino acids)
Biological process (GO): proteolysis
Cellular component (GO): plasma membrane
Molecular function (GO): dipeptidyl-peptidase activity
Source: RefSeq, a predicted model, not a curated record